This is a messenger RNA of Zingiber officinale, 2022 nucleotides long. RefSeq names its product endoglucanase 11-like. Gene Ontology annotation, biological process: carbohydrate metabolic process. NCBI's taxonomy places the organism in Eukaryota, Viridiplantae, Streptophyta, Magnoliopsida, Zingiberales, Zingiberaceae. Bases 422 to 1936 code for a protein of 504 amino acids. The transcript is spliced from 3 exons. Gene Ontology annotation, molecular function: hydrolase activity, hydrolyzing O-glycosyl compounds. The record is from RefSeq and is a predicted model, not a curated record.
GUUCUCUGCCUUUCGUCUUCAGCCUUCCUUCCUCCCUCCCUCCUCCUCUCCAGGUCACCUCUUCCAAUUCCUCCUGUUUCCUCUCUUCGCGUACGCCGCACGAUAAUUUCGUCGUCAGAUGACGCCUACUCGCUCACCAACUCCUUCUCCUCGAUCUCCGUCGUCGAUGGCACCUGUUGUCUGUUGAUCCCGUCAAUUAUCAACCACCGCACUUUACUUUGACCGCAUUGAUUUGAAUUGGUCGAUGUCGACGCCGUAAAACACAUAUUUUCUAAUGCUAUUUGCUCUCUCAAUUAGGUGGAUUUUCUUGACCUUUCGAUCCCUGUUUACACAUAUAUACCCACUCGUCAGCAAUCCAUGACAGAGGAUUUGGCAUUUUCAAGCUUCAGGCGGCGAUCCUGGCGGCCGGCGAUCGGAAAAUAUGAACUAUAGAUGGCGGAUUAGAGCGGUUGUCUUGUUGUUCCUGUUGGUUACGGCAUCCGCCUUUGACUACAAGGACGCCCUGUCGAAGAGCCUGCUCUACUUCGAGGCACAGCGCUCCGGCCGCCUCCCUUACAACCAGCGCGUCACCUGGCGGAGCCAUUCCGGCCUCAUCGACGGGCUCCAGCAAGGAGUGGAUCUCGUGGGUGGAUACUACGACGCCGGAGACCACGUCAAAUUCGGGCUGCCGAUGGCUUUCACGAUUACUCUGCUUUCCUGGAGCGUGAUGGAAUACGGCGAGCAGAUAGCCGCCGCCGGCGAGUACGGCCACGCGCUGGAAGCCAUCAAAUGGGGCACGGACUACUUCAUCAAGGCCCACGCGGAGCGCGAGGUCCUAUGGGUCGAGGUCGGAGACGGAGACACCGACCACUACUGCUGGCAGAGGUCAGAGGACAUGACCACGUCGCGGAAGGCGUACAAGAUCGACUCGGAGCACCCGGGGUCGGACGUCGCCGGCGAGACCGCCGCGGCCAUGGCCGCUGCAGCGGUGGUGUUCCGGCGGGAGAAUCCUCGGUACGCGGAGAUCUUGCUGCGGCACGCGCGGGAGCUGUUCGAGUUCGCCGACGGGAGGCGGGGGAGGUACGACGGCAGCGUGAGGGAGGCGAGGAGGUACUACCCCUCGUGGAGCGGGUUCGAGGACGAGCUGCUGUGGGCUGCGCUGUGGAUGCACAAGGCCACGGGGCGGGAGGAGUACGUGGACUACGUGGUCGAGAAGGCGGAGGAGUUCGGCGGAACAGGGUGGGCAAUGACGGAGUUCAGCUGGGACGUCAAGUUCGCCGGCGUUCAGAUCCUCGCUUCCAAGCUUCUGGUAGAAGGCAACUUAUCGAAGAAGCAAAGGGGAGUUCUUGAGCAAUAUCGAUCCAAGGCUGAGCACUACAUUUGCUCUUGUCUCAACAAGAACAACGGUAGCAAUGUGCAUCGCACGCCCGGUGGCAUGCUCUUCGUUCGCGAAUGGAACAACAUGCAGUACGUCGCCAACGCCGCCUUCCUUCUCAGUGUCUACUCAGACCAUCUGAGCAAGGCUGGCCAACAACUCCACUGCCCAAACGGGAUCCUCACGAUUGACGAUCUCAGAGGGGAAGCCAAGGCUCAAGUCGAUUACCUUCUGGGAUCGAACCCGUUGGGGAUCAGUUAUCUCGUCGGUUACGGGCCCAAGUACCCGACCAAGGUUCAUCAUAGGGGAGCUUCGAUCGUGUCCUACAAGAGGAGCAAAGGCUUCAUCGGGUGCAUGCAGGGUUACUAUAAUUGGUACGCGCGACCUGAUCCGAACCCCAAUAUCAUCAUCGGGGCUCUAGUCGGCGGUCCUGAUUCGAAAGACAGGUUCAAGGAUGAUCGAAUGAACUAUAUGCAGACCGAGGCAUGCACAUACAACACCGCACCGCUAGUGGGCGUGUUUGCAAAGUUACACCAACAUAUACAAGAAGUUUCUAACUCAACAACCACCUUCUCUAGUUAGGGAGAGAAAUCAUUUUAUUUCUUAAUUCUUACAGUGACAAUUCUGAUAAUUAAAAACGUUGAGGAUGUUAUAUACUUGUAAUUAUU